This is a messenger RNA of Medicago truncatula (barrel medic), 1252 nucleotides long. RefSeq names its product mitochondrial outer membrane protein porin 2. Gene Ontology annotation, biological process: monoatomic anion transmembrane transport. The coding region runs from base 135 to 965 and encodes 276 amino acids. The record is from RefSeq and is a predicted model, not a curated record. NCBI's taxonomy places the organism in Eukaryota, Viridiplantae, Streptophyta, Magnoliopsida, Fabales, Fabaceae. The transcript has 6 exons. Gene Ontology annotation, molecular function: voltage-gated monoatomic anion channel activity. Gene Ontology annotation, cellular component: mitochondrial outer membrane.
AAAAUAAAAUUUGUGAAAAAAAAUUAACUUCUUUUCUUCGCCACACCCUGUUUCGUGAAGCACAGUGCAUCAUCAUCAAGAUCUCUCUCUUUCUCUCUCUAACACACAUUCUCUAUCUCUCUCUAAAAUCGAAGAUGAGCAAGGGACCGGGUCUCUACUCCGAUAUCGGCAAGAAAGCCAAAGAUCUUUUGACAAAGGACUAUAACUCCGAUCAGAAGCUUACUGUUUCAUCAUACAGCACCACUGGAGUUGCACUCACUUCAACUGCUUUGAAGAAAGGAGGACUCUCAACUGGGGAUGUGGCAGGACAAUACAAGUAUAAGAACACCCUUAUUGAUGUCAAAAUUGAGACAGCGUCAAUUAUCAAUACAACCCUCACAUUCACUGACCUUUUUCCAUCCACAAAGACGAUAGCUUCAAUUAAGCUGCCUGAUUAUAGUUCUGGCAAGUUAGAGGUUCAAUACUUCCACGACCAUGCUACCUUAACCUCAGUCGCUACACUGAAGCAAUCCCCUAUCUUUGAUGUUUCUGCCACUGUUGGUUCUCCAACCCUUGCAUUUGGUGCUGAGGCAGGCUAUGAUACUAAAUCCGGUAGUUUUACUAAAUACAACACUGGGAUUAGUUUCACGAAAUUGGAUUCAUCUGCAUCAGUAAUCAUUGGCGACAAGGGUGACAGCAUUAAAGUAUCAUACCUCCACCAUCUAGACCAAAUCAAGAAGAGUGCUGCUGUUGUGGAUAUUACCCGAAGGUUUUCAACAAAUCAGAACACUAUUACGGUUGGAGGGUCUUUUGCUGUUGACCCUCUGACACAGAUCAAAGCUAGGUUCAACAAUCAAGGAAAGGUUGGGGGACUCCUACAGCACGAGCUCUUCCCAAAGUCAGUGCUGACUAUUUCUGGUGAGGUCGAUACCAAGGCCCUGGAGAAAAAACCCAAGUUUGGGUUGGCCAUUGCUCUCAAACCUUGAAGUUUUCCUUUAUUUUUAAAACUUGUGAUUUGAAAUCUAAACUCUAUUCAAUACUCCAUUUUUUUGGUGGCCCUUGAAGGGAGGGUAGAAUAAUAAGUUCCACAGAUGAGCGUUUCUAGGUUCUUUCUGAUUGGAUGAAUCAUUUCAAUAACUUGAAUCAACCUAUGGCUUCCGUUUCCCAUUUUUGAUUAAAUUUCCUGCUUUGCUUCUUACAUUGUAGUAGACAUUCUGAUAUAUGGAAGUCUUGUUCUCCGAGAGGAUCCUUAUCAACUGUGUUUUACCUUUAA